Messenger RNA from Paramuricea clavata, 612 nucleotides. The record is from the annotation of a GenBank genome assembly. Lineage: Eukaryota; Metazoa; Cnidaria; Anthozoa; Malacalcyonacea; Plexauridae.
AUGGGAUCCGAAUCCGAUGAAGAAAUAACUGCAGCUGUGAGGGAAGUAGAAGCAGCCGCAAAGACGCCACAAAGGAAGUCUAAGUCUACCGCAACAAAAACUAGGCCCGCCGCAGAUAGGUCGCAAACUGAACAUAAAAGGAAUAAGCUUAUCGAGCUAUCAAGGGACGGUGUAAUUGAUAAGACCGCAAGUUUCAUAAGAAAGUCCAACAAAGAUGUUGUGGAUAGACUUUACAGUGAGUAUGAGAGUCAGAGGAUGUCAUGCGCAAGUGACUUCUUAUCAACGCUUAUUAUCUCAAAGUUUGCUUCCAUACUGGGAAGUUUUGGUGCAGUGGAAUCUUCCGAGAAGCUGUCAGAGGAACUACUUAGUGAUAAGCUUUUAAAGGAUGACGUAUGUUAUUUAACUAGAACGAUAUCCCCAAACAUUCCAUUCAUUGGUCUCAUAUCAGGUGGAUGCACAACAGCUAAGCACGUGGUUGCUCACAAGUGGAAGAAGAAGGAAAAGACUGAGGAAAUAUCUGAGGAAGCAAAACAUCUCCUAUUACAUAGUGAAGAAGAAUGUCAGACCACGAGUGGGAGAACGCCUGGGAAGGAACAGAGUUCGAAGACAUAA